CUAUAAAAACCGCUCGCGUCGUUUCCGCCAGCGUAUUUCAUAUUCGCCAUAUCUGCAGUAGCAAUCUUCCUGCGGAGAGAUUGGCUGGAGUUCGAAUCGAGCGGGGAGAAACUGCCGGCCGAUCGAUCGUGCUGGUCGACAUCAUCGCUGAAACGAUGUCUUACUCCAGAAGGUACGACUAUUCUUGUUCUCCUUCACCUCGCCGGAGGUAUGGUAGGUCAAUCUCUAGGUCGAGGUCGGUUUCUAGGAGCAGAUCAAGGAGUGCUUCAAGGGAUGUUGAGAACCCUGGCAACAAUUUGUAUGUUACGGGACUGUCCCCUCGGAUUACAAAGAGGGAACUGGAAAAGCAUUUUGCAAGCGAGGGAAAGGUGGUGGAUGUGCAUGUCGUGGUUGACCCGUGGACUAGGGAAUCUCGUGGUUUUGGGUUUGUAACUAUGUCAACCGUUGAGGAGGCUGAGAGGUGCAUCAAGUAUUUAGAUAGAUCUGUGCUUGAAGGCCGUGUAAUCACUGUUGAAAAGGCUAGGAGGAGGAGGGGAAGAACUCCUACUCCAGGAAGGUAUCUGGGGUUGAAGACUAUUCGAGCGCGCCGGCGCUCUCCUAGUUAUUCUCCCCAUCGGACUCCAAGCCAUUCUCCCUAUAGUAGGAGCAGGUCUCCUCGUUAUUCAUCUGACUGCAGCAGGAGUAGGUCCUACUCCCCUUACCACAGGAGGCGCAGAUCCUACUCUCCUUACUAUGGUCGGCGAAGGGCUUAUUCUCCUUAUUCUAGUCGACGAAGAUCAUACUCUAGAUCCCGUUCCCCUUACAGCAGGUCGCCAGUGUAUUGGCGUGAUCGGUCCUACUCUCCAUAUGAUUCAAGGGACUACUCUCCAGAUGAUCGCUAUCACAGAAGGAGCCGCUAUCGAUCUAUUUCUAGAAGUGUCUCACCAGGAAGAGGGAGAUACUCUAGGAGCAGCUAUUCCCCGAGGCCGAGGAGGAGGAGAUACUCCCCCAGCGAAUCUCCAGAACCUAGGAGAAGGUCAAGGAAGAGUUCUAAGCGGUGCUACUCAUCCAGACGCGGGCAUUCGAGGGAUAGCUAUUCUUCUAGGAGUGUGUCUCCGAGCCAUAGUGUUAGUGCAAGUUCCAGAGCAGUCACAAGGUCUAACACGCCAAGGUCAUCGUCAUCUUCAGCUUAAGUAAUGUUCCUGUGGAGGGGGAUAUGUGGUUUGCUUGUAAGUUGUCUGGUUUGUCCAUUCUGGGAUAGUCCUUGGCAUUUCGAACUGGGAGUUCAGGAUUUUGUGUAGCCCUCCUCUCGGGGAGGCAGACUCUUCUUCGGUUACUGCGUGCAGUUUCUCAAGUAGUUAGAAUUAUCUAAUAUGUGUCGGACUACGACUUUACUGUUACAUGGUCAUAUGUUUUUAGAACUUGUUGCUAUUAUAUGGAUCCGAUUCUCAAUUCAUCUGGGAAAGGCCAUAUUUAUGGUUA
Messenger RNA from Eucalyptus grandis, 1461 nucleotides. RefSeq names its product serine/arginine-rich splicing factor SR45a. The record is from RefSeq and is a predicted model, not a curated record. Gene Ontology annotation, cellular component: spliceosomal complex. Bases 156 to 1172 code for a protein of 338 amino acids. Gene Ontology annotation, molecular function: RNA binding. The transcript is spliced from 6 exons. Gene Ontology annotation, biological process: positive regulation of mRNA splicing, via spliceosome. NCBI's taxonomy places the organism in Eukaryota, Viridiplantae, Streptophyta, Magnoliopsida, Myrtales, Myrtaceae.